Molecule: messenger RNA, 1439 nt
Organism: Manihot esculenta (cassava)
Lineage: Eukaryota; Viridiplantae; Streptophyta; Magnoliopsida; Malpighiales; Euphorbiaceae
Product: reticulon-like protein B8
Exons: 6
Coding region: 467-1216 (249 amino acids)
Source: RefSeq, a predicted model, not a curated record
UCCAACUAUUAAACCAGAGAAACAAAGCAGCCUAAGGAGAUGCGGUUGUGUCCGGACAACCCGUCCUGAUAAAGCCAUCAGCCAUACUGACAGGCGGUGGAAUCUCUAUCUUUCGCCACUAAACGUACAAAAAAGGAGUCGCAAAGAAAGCAAAACGGACAAAAAGCAAAAUGCUCAUCUGAAAACAAAACGUUUAAAUGGAGAAUCCUGAUUCUUGAGAAGUAAAUGGCUGUGGCCCUUUCGCAGUAGUUCUCUUCCAGUUCAGGAUCACGCUAAUUUUGCCCUUCUUUUAUUCUUGUUCUUGUUCUUGUCUCUUUAGUUUCUGCUAUUUAACUACUCACUCAUCUUCAACAGUUUAAGCACAGAAAACCAAUCUCUGGUUUGUUCUCUCGUUUACUCUCCAUUUGGGUACUGCUCUUUAUACUUCUCCUCUUCGGUGUUUACUGUUUCUUUAUAGAUUGCAACUAUGGCUGAGAAAAUAACAGCUGAGAAGUUUUUAAACAACCUAGUAGAAACCCUUGCUGACAGUGUUCCCAGGCAGAAAUCUGUAUCAUUCUUUGAGGAAGAGACAAGCUCGGUAACUUCUAAAUUCAAUCGGUUGUUUGGACGUCAGAAGCCAGUCCAUCAUCUUCUAGGAGGUGGAAAAUCUGCUGAUGUUCUCCUAUGGAGGAAUAAGAAAAUCUCAGCUAGUGUACUAUCUGGUGCAACAGCCAUCUGGGUGCUUUUUGAGUGGCUUAAUUACCAUCUUCUGACUCUCAUAUGCUUUGCACUGGUCCUUGGUAUGCUUGCCCAGUUUGUUUGGACAAACGCUUCUGGAUUAUUUAGCAGCAAUAGAUCCUCAUAUAAGGUCCCCCGCCUCGUAUUACCUGAUGAGAUAUUUUUCAGUUUUGGGAGAUCAAUUGGAAUUGAGGUUAACCAUGCUUUGAAGUUUCUUCAGGAUGUAUCAUGUGGAGGAAAUUUGAAACAAUUUCUUGUGAUUGUAGCUAGCUUGUGGGCAGCUGCUGUCAUUGGGAGCUGGUGCAAUUUUUUAACUGUUCUGUACAUUGGUUUUGUUGCUGCUCACACUUUGCCAGUCCUGUAUGAGAGGUAUGAAGAUCAAGUAGAUGACUUUGUGUACAAGAUACUUGAUCAGAUUCAAGGUCACUAUCGAAAGCUGGACGCGGGUCUCCUCAGUAAGAUCCCCAAGGGAAAGAUCAAGGGGAAGAAACAUGAAUAAUAGAUUAAUGUGGUUAGCUACUUAAGGUUUAAUGGAUAUGUAGUUAUUUCUUAGCUGCUGAAUAUGGAACAAAUGCUAUGGAUUUUUUCAUUGAUGUUAAAAGACUGAAUUUUGCAUUGAUUAGUAGAGAAGAAUUCCUCUUACCAAAUAAUGGAGAGCUCACUCGUGGUUAGAUACUAAUCAUCUCUGAUUGUCUGCGUUUCAUUUUUUGAGUUGCUCGACA